Molecule: messenger RNA, 843 nt
Organism: Talaromyces marneffei
Lineage: Eukaryota; Fungi; Ascomycota; Eurotiomycetes; Eurotiales; Trichocomaceae
Exons: 2
Coding region: 1-843 (280 amino acids)
Biological process (GO): pyridoxine metabolic process; pyridoxal 5'-phosphate biosynthetic process
Cellular component (GO): cytosol; glutaminase complex
Molecular function (GO): glutaminase activity
Source: RefSeq, a predicted model, not a curated record
AUGCCAAAAAUCACAGUGGGUGUCCUAGCCCUCCAAGGCGCCUUUUAUGAGCAUUUGCAGCUCCUUCGAAAAGCAGCCAAUAUUUUAGCAUCAUCAUCGUCCUCUUCUCAAGGACCAUGCCAAUGGGACUUUAUCGAAGUACGGACAAAAGCGCAGUUGGAUGCCUGUGAUGCACUUAUCAUACCAGGUGGCGAGAGCACAACUAUUUCCCUUGUGGCUGCUAGAUCGAAUUUAUUGGAGCCAUUGAGGGAUUUUGUAAAACUACAUCGCAAGCCGACCUGGGGAACAUGCGCCGGCCUCAUCCUGCUCGCCGAAUCUGCCAACCGCACCAAAAAGGGCGGCCAAGAACUCAUCGGCGGCAUUGAUGUGCGCGUAAACAGGAACCAUUUCGGCCGUCAGACGGAAAGUUUCCAGGCACCUCUUGACCUGCCAUUUCUCCAAGACUCGACAAGCCCAGAAAACUUACCGUUUAACGGCGUGUUCAUCAGGGCGCCCGUCGUGGAGAAAAUCCUCCCCCAUCAAAAAGGUAUACAAAUUGAAGAAGAUCAGCGCGAAGAAACUGUCGUCGCACCCUCUCGAGAAGUAAUCGAUACCGCUGCUCAACAGGUAUUGGAAGAUGAAGUGGAAGUACUCGCAAUACUACCGGGAAGAGCAGCAAGAUUAAUUGCGAAUAGUGGUGUGAAUAUUGAUGCUGAAAAGGAGGCGGGGGAUAUAAUCGCAGUCAAACAAGGGAAUGUUUUUGGCACGAGUUUUCAUCCGGAGUUGACGGAUGAUCCGAGGAUUCAUCUUUGGUGGUUGCGGCAGGUGGCCGAUGCCGUUCAGAAAAGGAGUGGUGUUGUAUGA